This is a messenger RNA of Castor canadensis (American beaver), 9999 nucleotides long. It is a transcript of the gene Nabp1, whose product is annotated as nucleic acid binding protein 1. The record is from RefSeq and is a predicted model, not a curated record. Lineage: Eukaryota; Metazoa; Chordata; Mammalia; Rodentia; Castoridae. Gene Ontology annotation, molecular function: DNA binding. Gene Ontology annotation, cellular component: SOSS complex. Gene Ontology annotation, biological process: double-strand break repair via homologous recombination; response to ionizing radiation; mitotic G2/M transition checkpoint.
GAAAACAGAAAUCCCUCACCUCCACCAGUGAGCAGCAGCAGCCUGCAACCAGCAGGCCAGGCGGGGCAGAACUGACGUUAUGCUGUGACGACGGGAAGAGGGCGGAGCCAAGAGAGGAUUGGGGGGCUGGGGGCGGGGCCUGCGCUGACAGCGCCCCCCCCUCCGGGGGCGGAGCUAGAGAGGCUGCGCUGGCGUAGCUGGUCCGCUCCCGCCCCUUGGUUUCCUCGACCCUGCGCCAGGCGGGUGUGGCGGCGGGCGUGCCGACGCUGCGUGACGUCACAAGGGGUGGGGCUGUCUAGGAGUCCUGGGGGCGCGCGGGCGCGUUCGGCAGUCGCUGUUUGGGACGCGGCGUGUGUGGUUGCAGUGUUUUCCGCUCCGCUUUCGCAGUAACAGCCUGUCCCUUCCCGGAGCCUGGGACAGACUGGGCGCGCACCCGUAUGUGUGCGAGCGCGACUUAGGGCAGAGGUGUCCUCUCACUGCGUUUUUCCCCCGCUUUUUAUCCGAAGGGGGCAGUUCGCACGCCUGUUUUCCUGUCGCCCAGUUAGGAGCGGGGUGGGUGCACGGCGUAGUUCGUCGAUUUUUCUUUUGAACUUGUGAGCGCUUUUAUCUCCCCGCUGUUUUUGGUGCUUUAUUUAUUUAUUUUGGCUCAGUGCCUUCCGGGCUGUUUUCCCCGGCCUCUAAAUAACUGCUUUCGGUCCCUUCUCUCGCCACCCCCUGCCCAAGGUCGCCCCUCCGCCCAGCCCCUACCCGGGAGGGUGGGAAGCCUUUGCCCCGCCCUGCCCAUCCGCGUCUCCGCAGCCGUAACCGCACCUGCCUCAGUAUGAAUGGGGUCAGCGACCCACCUCUUUUUAUAAAAGAUAUUAAGGCCGGACUGAAAAACUUAAAUGUCGUCUUUAUUGUCCUGGAGAUAGGACGCGUGACCAAAACCAAAGACGGCCAUGAAGUGAGAUCGUGCAAAGUAGCAGAUAAAACCGGCAGCAUCACUAUUUCCGUGUGGGAUGAGAUCGGAAGUCUUAUACAGACGGGGGAUAUUAUUCGGUUGACCAGAGGGUAUGCAUCCAUGUGGAAAGGAUGCCUGACACUUUAUACUGGAAGGGGUGGUGAACUUCAAAAAAUUGGGGAAUUUUGUAUGGUUUAUUCAGAAGUGCCAAAUUUCAGUGAGCCCAACCCAGAUUAUCGAGGACAGCAGAACAAAGGGGCACACAAUGAUCAGAAAAAUAGUAACAUGAGUACAGGUACAUUUGAACCAGUGGGAAAUGGUGUUCAGACUGGCCCGGAAUCAAGGGGAUACCAACUUUCAUAUGCUGGUAGAAACAAUGGCCGGGGACCUAUCAAUCCACAGCUUCCAGGAGCAGCUAAUAAUCAAGCAGUCAUGACCACAAUGAGUAAUGGCAGAGACCCUCGGAGAGCCUUUAAAAGAUGACCUAUGCCAAAUAAUCAAAUGUAGUUUUUUAAACUACAUGCAGUACUUGAACACUUAAUUGCACUUUUAUUUAUAGUUAACUGUGAAAAAUGUCAUUUAUUGAUUUCCUUUUACAUUUUUGGUUUGUUAAAGAGUGCUUGGUUUUUAUAGCAAAACCAUUAAGCUGCUCAAGUAUCCUGUUGAAGAAUAGGAACACUGUAAAGUAGGGGCAUUUAUUUGUAGAGCAAAAAGUUAAUGGAUAUCCUCUAAAAAACCUGCACCCAUUUCAGGGUGAGUUACUUAAGACAUCAUCUUUAUAGCCUCUGUGAGUCUAUCUUCUGUAUAAAUUUUGUAAUAUUUGACAUAAAGUUUAGUGGAAGAUGUUCUUUUGUCUUAAAUUCAGAUCUUUGCCAACUAAAGCAAUAACCAUCAAGCCCCCAAGAAACUUGGUAAAUGGUAAUAGCAAUUUUUACAGGAAUGACUGACUUCAUUAGGUGACUGCUAUUAAGAUUUUUCCAAGGACUGAAUCAUCUUAAAUUCUUAUUUUAUUACCAAAAAGCAGAUUCUUUAUCAGAAUUACAGGAUAGAAUGUGAUCUGUAUUGUAACAACCAAUUUUUAGAAGAAAGCUACAUUUACUUUGUUCUAGGAUAGAAUUCUUAACAUUUGUUAUUAACACUGUGGAUUACAUUGAAGAAAAAUUUAAAACUGAGGCCUUGAAUAUUUAUUUUUGAAACUACCAUGUUAAAUAUUAAAGUAUAAUUUGAAGGAGUUGUAAUGCCAUAAUAAACAUUGAUCUGAUUAUUUAAAAAAUAAUUGGAGUAGAUAAAUAUUAGAACGCAGAUGAUUUAAAUUGAAUUCAUGUAGCAAUAUGCUGUCUUAAGUUAUACUGGUACUUAGGCACAUAGCCUACAGUGAAAUAGUUAAAUACUUCCUUUAGUUGAGGUGUAUGUGUGUGUUGUCAAAGUUUCUGAACACAGUUCAUCUAGUUUCAUUAGCAAAAGUUAAAUGACUAAGAGAAGUGAUUGCAGCUUUAUUCAGAAAUGUUAAGUUAGAAUCUAUAUGUCAUAAAUGAUACCCACUUCUUUUUACUGUAGGGUGGAUAACUGGUAAAUUUUUCAUUUGUUAGAAUUCAUCUCUUCUAAAAAUAUUACCUCUUGAAUAAAACUUGUGUUAAUGUUAACAGAUCUACCAAACUUUUGCUCUUUCAGUGAUGUAACAGUGGAAAGCCCAGUACAUCUUAUUGCAGUUAUGAUAGCUUGAACCUGGAAAUCACUUAGCUUUAUAUUUGUUGCCUUGGUUUUUUUUUCUUCCUUCAAAUCAUAAAAGAAGUAGAUUUUGUUUUCUUUAAGUUAGAUAGCAUUUGAAUAUAAUUUGUGCCAGGUUUUUUUUUGCUCUAAUUCAGUUUAACAAAUAUUUCAGUACAUGAUAUGUAUUAGGCAGUGGGUGGAGAUUAAGGGUAAUCUCAAGGAGUUUACUUAUGGUCUACAGUUUUGGAGUUUUGAUAUUAGAGAAAAAGUGUUUAUAUAUCCAUAUGUGAAAUUAUAGUUAAUUUGGCUUUGUGACUGUUUUCUUUAGAGUUUUUACAUUUUAGAAUGCCCCAGAAGUUAUCUAAGGAUCGAGAUAGCUUAUAUUUUAUGAUUACAUAUAUUUUGAAAAAAACAGUACGAAUUAGUAUCUUUUAAAAUCUUGGAGGUAAGAACAGUAAAGUUAUUUGUGUCAUAAUACAGUGUUAAAGGUGCUUCUGACUAGUUUUGAGAAAUUAAAUUACUGUCAGUUGUGGAUUGCUGGACUUUCAGUUCUGGCCUCAUUUUCUCCUUACCUGUGAUGCAGGAUACUUGAAAACUCUCUAAGCCUUAGAUUCUGUAGCUCUAAAAACAAGUAAUAUCACUCAUUUCUGGAGUUAAGACUCCAUGUAGAUAAUUAGAAUGGUGUCUGGUAAAUAGUGAAAUGUUUGUUGCCAGUCGUCAUGUCCAGCAUAGACAAAAAUGCAAAAUUACAUGUGGAAGUGUUACCCUUUAGCAUGGUGAGAUUGAAUAGAAAAAGACCUAAGCCUUAACUUUUAUGAUUGACACUUAACCUCAAUAACCUUGUUCUGUGGUUUUAUUGUUUAUUAACAAGUUUCUUUUUUCUUAAGGGAAGCCUCCAAAACCAAAGCAAAGGGAAUUGCAGUCUGUAAUGAGUAUUUGCCUUGCCAACCUACUUGGACAACACUCCUCAAGAAGUUAAAUCUUCUACUUUCUGCCUUCCUGGUGCUUUCACCUAUCAACUUUGAAAUAUUUAAAACAACACCCUAGUGAAACAAAAAACAUUUGGUAUAGAAAUACACUUCUGUUAGCAUUGGGCCCCCAUAUUCUUCCUAUGAAACAGUUCUGAAGUAGAUCAGAGUCUGUUCAGACCAGUUUGUCUCUGUGGUCUGGGCAGGUUGGGAUGGAGUUAGUUGCCACUGAAUAGAAACUGAAAAAUGAAAUUCCUUAGGGCAGAUGCUGGUACUUAACAGAAGGCUACAGUGUGCUUUUCCAGAGGCACUUCAACAUCCAGGUUUCCUAUAAUGUACUAACCCUGAUUUUGACUUUUCCCUUAGUUCAUAAUAGUUUUGUUUUAAAAUCUUAGGAUGUUAAUUUGAGGAUGUCCUGUAUAGGUACAGUUCUGAGUAUUUGUCACGUGUAUCUUUAUCAUUCAGCAUUUUAAGUGACUUUAAUUUGCAUGGUUAUUAAUGCCAAGAGAAUGAUACUGAAAACAAAUCAAUACAAAUAGAAAAUUAAGGUUAUAAUUUAUGAUACGACAGAUUUAUUUUAUUGAAGUACUGGGGUUUGAACCCAGGGCUUUGCACUUGCUAGCCAAGUAUUCUACCACUGUGCUGUGUCCCCAGCCCUUGAUAAGAAAAUUCUUAAAAUACAGGGUGGGGGUUAACUUACCCUUGAAAUUUUUCUCUUACAGUAUUUAUUGAUGUUUUAUUUAGGUCAGUCUAAGUCACACUAGCUGUUGGCUAGUUCACAAUUUAUAUAGGGAUUUGAUAUUUCAACUUGGUUACUGAGAUGAUUUCCCUUUUCUUAUGACAUUAACAUAAUGGCUGUUUGCUUCAAGCCAUUUUAGGCUGUGUGUGAACCUCUAAUGUAUUUGGAAGUGUUCUAGAGACAACAAACUGGACAAUUUUUUUUAAAGAUCUUGUUUUCCUUUAUCUCUUACCUUAAGAGAGUCUUUUUGAUAAGUUGGCUUCAGUCAUUCUUUAGUAUGGUUGCUAUGAGGGGAUUAGGGACAGAGGUACUUGGUCAUAGUGCAAACCUGUAUGUUGAAGUUCCAGACAGUGAUUACAUGUUGGAAUGAUUAAGUAGUCCCACAUUUCACAAAAUAAUCUUAGUGAUUAACAGUUCAAGUAUGCUUCUGAGGAAAUCUAAUUGUGACCUUUGAAAACAGCACUCUCAUUAAUAGUGUAUUCACCCUGAGGGAGAAGCUAGAAAAACAUUUUACUUUCUAGGUAUAUUUGACUUCUCUCCAGAUGCUUCAAAGUUUGCUUUAUUGGGAAUGUACCAGAAUUUGGAUUCAAAUAUAAUCAAAUUAAUCCAGGUUUCUGAAUUAACAGGGUCUGUUUAUGUUUCUCAAAGCACUGAUCACCAGACUAAGGAACACACUAGAGAAAAUCAAAUCCAACUAUCUGACAAGCCAUUACUUUUUUUUUUUUUGCAUGUUAACAUUAGACCUAAAGAUUCUAAAAGCUUUUUAGAGUAUGAUAAUAAGAAAAUGAACAUUUUAAUACUUCCAACUGGGUAAACAUUUCAUUUAAGCCUUAUGUAAAGUCAUGGUAGACAAACCACAAUUUUAUUGACACCCAAAUUCUGAGAACACCAACUCAGGGCCAUGAUUCAUGUUUCUAUUGUUAAAUGAUUCUCUCUUGUCUAGCCUAACCUAGAAGGACUAGACGUAUUUUUAAAAGGUCAUUUUUACCAUUUCCAACUAGAAAUUCAAGACAUACGAAGUCUCUUCAUACAUCAAAUUUAUGUAAUUGGAUGUAGGAUAAACCAGUUUCUUGGUCCAUAUAUUGAAAUAGGAUAAGUAACAUUAAGUACAUGUUGAAUAAAUUCUUGUAGUUUAUAAACCACCUACGUGAAAUGCCUCAGGAAGUUGUUAGAAGCAUAUGUCCUACUAGAAGAGAAUUUGUAAUUGUAGGUCUGGGGGAUCUGCAUUUGAAAUACCCUGGAGAUUUUUUGUUUGCUGUGCUCAAGAUCUCCCUUUAAGGAGGUGACUUUGUUUUGAAAGCACAUAUGUAUGUCAGUUUACCUUCAUGAAGCUUAAUAUACUAAAUUUUGGGUUCAGGGAAAAAUUGUACUUACAAGGAUGAUCUUCCAAAUUGCAGAAUUAGUGGGUGAAGCAGUUUUGAGCAAAAUAAGAGGUUGAAUGUGACCUGUAGAUGUAAGUACUGCAGAUUCUGGGUUGGGUUCAGAUAGGAUUAUUCAUAUUAUAUCAACACUAAGAUCAGAUGUGUAGUGGAGUCACAAGGCUUCACAUGAGCCUGUUGUAAAUCAAGUUGUCACUUUUUCACCCUAACCUUUGGUUAAAAAAUUUUAAAGCACGUUUUGCUGUUGCAUAUCUCAUCACGUACAUCUUUAAAACAUCUUCUAUCUCACUGCUCUCAGUUCCAUAUUAGGAAAAGGAAGUUUGACCAAGUUGAAAAGUAGUGGAGUUUAGAGACAUGAUAAAAUAUUUCUGAAGACUUUAGAGCACACCUUUCAUCCUCUAUUUACAGAUCUCAGCCCUGUAUGGAGCUUGUAAUAUUUCUCACAAGUAAUCUUGAAGGCAUGAUUCAGUUGCCCUGUGGGGUUAGUAGAAGACUUAAGAUUCCUGGCAAAUUGCUAGACCACUUAAUAACUAAAAACAGGGUAUCAGCCCUAGUGCCAUCUACUGGAUGAUUACUACAUAGUUUCUGUAGUUUAGGAAUCUGGCUUAAUUUAACAUGUGGAGAAAAGGUUCCAUUACUUAACUGGAUAACAAUUUUUGGUGGUUUUUAAAAGCAUGAUGUGGAAGAUCAUUAAAGGGUAGUGAAGUCAUUUAAUUCUACUUUGUGAAUAAGCAGUACUCGGUACAUCAAAAGUAAAUUUCAUUGAAGCAGAUUAAAUGUAAACUGCCCUCUAUAACUAUAGGAAAUAAGGAGAAGUUGCCAAGUUUUGUAUUCUCAUGUUUGUCAAUAUCACUUGGAAAGUGAAAACUUUAAAAAAAUGUCUUUUGGCAAGUGAUUUGGUGCAAAAGAAAAAAGAAUAUGAAGCUGCCCUUAGAAAUUUGAUUCCUAUAUCCAGUGGUAGUUCAUAAAAUCUUGGCCAAAAGACUGCUGUUUUUUUUUUUAUGUGAGUUUUGCAGAACAUAACCUAUUUUAAAUGUGAGAAUGUGCUUUGAUGGAAAAAAAAAAAACAUGGUUUUGAGCUGAGGAGAUCUUUCCUUGAACCUUGAAUCUGCUGUUUACUAGCUCAGUGACCAUGUGCCUCAUAGGGACAAUAGGGUUACAUACUGGCAAUGUUAGGAUGACUAUGUGAGAGGUACGCAAAGGUGUGCAAAACAUCUCCAUACCUAAGGCUCAAUACUAAGUUGUUUUUUCAUGACCAACAAGAAUAAGACAAAUACUGGUCAUUUCUCCAUGCCAGUUAGAAUUGAAGAAUUUAGUUACGGCAAUAAAAAAUAUUUAAACAGUUGGCCAUGCUUUUGCAAUUGUCUCUGGACAAAGAAGCAUUUAUGUUGAUAGUAUAUAGGCUGGAUUUUUCAUUACAAAGAUGCCCACUAACUGAGCACCCUGUGCAGUCCAGAGGAUAAGGACCUCAUUAUGAAAGUUUAGAGGAAAGGGAGGACUUUUGCUUUACAAAGAAGGUCAGUGUCCGAGGGGAAGGCAGAGAGUGCACUGGAAGGAAUUCUUUCUUCCCAGUGGCAACCUUAAGGUUGUGGUGCACCCAGAAGUGCAGAGUAAUUUGCUUCUGAUUACUAAGGCAUUUGAUAGCUUUUUCCAACAUCUUGAAAAUUUGAAUUCAAAGAGCAAUGUUGAAAGGAUUUUGGUUAAACACUGAUGUAUUCACCACCUAGAUUUUGCUUUACUGUAAAAAAUCUAUCACAUAUCCAUCCAAGUGCCUAAGCAAACCCAUGAAACUUACACCCUUAUCAGGAUCUAGACUAUUACUAUACCUCUAGAAAUUUUCCUCUUGGGCUUUCCCAGGUCACAUGGCCCCAGGUAGCCACCACUUACAAUAUUUUGAAAACUAUCUUUAGCUUAACUAAGGGAAAAAAUUUUAUACAUACCAAAGUCAUCUCUAGAUUUCUUCACAUUUUAGGUUGAACCAUGUCAGAGUACAGCCAAGCCUAUCCCUCGUGUCUAAAAAUUCAGUUCCAAAGACACACAUUUUAAAAUUAGAUCCCUCUCUUUCUGUUCUCCCCCCCCCUUGCCUUCAAUAUUUGUGUCCAGCAACUCUGAUUCUUGGGGGCAAAGUGCUGAAAUGACCAACUGAGUUGGAGGACUUGCAGUCCUACGACUGACUGGGGAGUGAGCGUGGUUCCUGGGUUGCACCAUCACUCUGUUAUCUCUAAGCAAGUGGUGAGAGCCUAUAGAAAGACAUAAUAUGAAAUCUGUUUGGGAUGGACAGCCAGGAACAGAGCAGAGUACACUGGAACUCCAGUUUUCAAGUCAGGUUCUUGACUUGUCAGCAGAUGUUGGUCAGACACUCAACAUUUUUUUCAAGUAUAAGCUGACCAGAACUGCCUUCUGCUUCUUGAAAUUUUGUUCUACUAGUAGGUUGGGAUUCAGAGUUGACACACGGAAUGUGUAAGUUGCUUGCUAAGCACAGAUCCCCCUCCUCUUAGUCUACAGAGACGAUCCCUGAAUGAAACACACCAAAAAAAUUUGUUCUUAGUGCAUGCACACAUCCCUGUGUGUGCAUAGAGUGAUACACAUAGUCACUUCCAAUAGAGCUGUUUCUGUAUUGAAUAUGUUUUUCAUUCACAUAUCAGGUAUUUUCCUUAUAACUUGGGAUUUGAGGGUCCUCCCAGUUUAAAGGACUACCUAUAAUUUAUGGAGCACUAGUGAUAGGCCAAAUAUAGUGAGUUACAUACAUUAUCUCAUAAGAAUCCUAAGUAGGAUUGAAUAGUUUGCCUGUCAUACAACUAGAAAGUGACAAAAUUCCACACAACAAAACCUGUGACAUUGAUGCUUUGAGGCUCCUGCUGACACCACUUAGACAGGGCUUCGGAAGAGAAGACUGGAGUUGGUCAUAAAAUGACAUGUAGAUUUAGCCACAGCCAGACGGGAAGAUAGAAAAUAGAAAUACAGAAUUUGGCUAACAUUUUUAUCCAGGAUUACUUUUACUUUAAAUGCUAAUACAGACCUGAGUAGUUAAAAGAAAUUUAUAAUCCAGGAUGUACUUUAGACGUGGACUUUUGGGUGUUGGGAUAAAUGGCCACUUCAGCUAAUCCUCAAAUAGGAAAAAAUAGAAUUCCCAAUUUGAGAAUAGAGAAAAAAAUUGCUAACUGGCUCAAAAUCCAGAAAGAUUAAAGAAAAGAUUGAUAAAUUUGAUUACAUUUAUAUGAUGAAAAAGACAAACGAUAAUAAGGAAAGUAUAUAAUUCAUAUUACUUAUUCAGUUAAUAUUCCUAAUACAUAAGGAGCUUAUAAAAGUAUAGAAGACCAAUUGUUUUGGAAAAAUGGACAAGAAAUAAGCACAGUUAACAGCUCUUGCCUUUUUAAGUGUAUAAUAGGUUGCUCAACCUCUCUCAUACUAAGAUAUCAUUCAUUUUUAGAUUGGGAAAAAAGUUUGAAAACACUUGGUGACAGUAUGAGGAAACAGGCACUUUGAUUCAUAAUUGGAAGGAAUGCACAGCUGUGGAUGUAGAGGGAUUGGUUUUACAUUUGAAUUUGCCCUGUGACUAAACAAUACUGCCUUUGGGCAAAUAGCCAAUGGAAAACUUCUGUUUGCAUGUCUGUGAGUAGUCUUCACUGACAUAGGGCUCAUCUAAGUGACCUGCUUUACAGCAAACUUGAUGCCUGUAGAAAAUUGAAAAGUACUUGUCCAUUGGUAUUUGCUCUCUUGAUAUGCUUGGAACCCUGAGAUUUCCAUGAGAACAUACUAAUGAGUAGUGCUUGUUAGUCUACCAAAGAAUGACAGGCCACAUGAGAACCUUGACAGCCUGCUAAUCCCUGGAUACAUAAAUGAGCAUCUUGGACUAUCCAAAUCCAGCUGAGUUGCCAGCUGACUUAGGUCACAUGAGUGAGAGCAGAACAUAACUACCCAAAUUGCUGACCUAUAGAAACUUGAGGUAAUAGCUCUUUAUGCUAAGUUUUGAGGUAGUGUGCUAUACAUUGCAAAACCUAACAUACAAUACUAAAGAUACAGUGACAAAAAUAUGAAGACUGUUUGCCAAAGCAUUGCCUAUAAUAAAGUCUGGAAACAGCUCUGAUGUCCACCAAUUCAGGUUUGGUUGAAUAUGCUACAAUGUGUUCAUCUAGUGGAAUACUGACCAAGCAGCUGCAACAUGGGUGGGAGAAAUCUCUACAUUUAUGAAGUGAUCUUUAGGGUAUGUUGUUAGGUAAAACACAGAAAUAGUAUAUGUAGUAUUCUUGCUUUUAUUUAAUA